AUGGGUAAUUCUGUUCAGCACAAGAGAAGAAAUCCAGCAAAUUGCUUGGGUUGUAUGGGUUAGGAUAAUGAAGGGUUUGAUUUGAAUGAACUUUAAAUAGGACUCGAUGCAGAUAAGGCAAGAGGUUUUUAAGUCAUUAAUGUAUAGGAAGAAUCACCUAACAAUCAACUGCUUACUUGACUGAAGAUGAAAAGAACUUUUUUAAAGCAGCAUCAGGCAGAAAUUUAGGUUUGAUACGCUUUUACCUAGCCAAAGGAAUCAAUAUAAACAUUUUCGACGAGGAACGGACAUCACCUUUGUAGAUAUUGACUUAAUCUUAAUAGGCACAUAGCUUGCAGAUAUGGUUCAUUAUCAGUCGUUGAGGAACUAAUUAAUAACAAUGCCAAUUUGGACAUUACUGAUAUGGCUGGUUGGACUCGUAUGUUAUUUAUCAAUUUAUUUCAGCAUUGCAUGUGGCAGCAUUCUAUUAGAGAGCCUAAGUUUGUUAAUUGUUGUUGAAGUCAGGAGCUGAUUUUAGAACAAGAAAUCGUGAUGGGAAUCUAGCCUAAGAUUUGGUGAGAGACAAGAUGACAUCAGAAAUCUUCAAACAAUCAUAAGAUCAACUAUAACAUAAUAGUGAAAGAUAAACCAAGAAGUGCGAUCCGGCCUAGCGUUAAUAUGAAGAGUACUUUUAAUUGCUCAAAUUAAAACGACAGUAUCUAUAACAAAUAACGAAAAAUAGAAAAAAUAAUGAGUGCAGCAGUUUCUGUGAAAAAGUGUCACAAAGCAAAAUGGUUAGUCCCAAUUCUACUCCCAAGAAGUCUAAAUUGAGUGAGAAAGAAAACUUAGGGAUUUAAGAAUCAUUGUCUAAGUCUAAUAUCUCAGAGCAAGAAUAAAAGGAGAUAAUCGAUUUCAACAAAGAACUUGGAUCAAAAAUCAAUAGGAACAUGAUUUCUCCUUGCAAUUCAAUCCCUCGAUUCUUUGAUGAGAUGGUACUUAGUUAUGAUUGAUGAUUAAGGUGUCCCUAGGUCAAUUAGUCUUAUGGUAAAAUGCAUCUAGAGAGAGGUCUACUUUCACUGAAUAGGCAAAGUUCAUGAAGCAUGACUAUAACACAGAGAAUCUUGCAAUAGAUUUAUUUAAUCAUUCAUAUUUCAUGGGUAUAUCUUACAUGAUAUCAACCUAAAUUAUUAGACCUACUCCCUAAUCAAUAAUCAAUUGGUUAUUUCACAAUAUUGAAUAGAAAAGCAAGAUCUAAAUAUCAAAGUAUUUCUAUAUUAAAUAAUUCAUAGAUUAUUGACCAAUUUGAAUCUCUAAGAAUAAUAGUAGAUUCUGAAAUUGUUUGUGGAUAGGGUUGUAACCAAUCAAAAUUUAAUUAAUUCAUUGCAUAGUUUGUUUAACAAAUUGUUAGUUUAAAAUGACCCAUAUUUACUUGAUAUCUUAGUGAAGGAGUUUAGCAGAAGGUAUUACGAAUUGAACUUCCAUUCCAAAAGUUAAUCAUUUCCUUUUAAAUCUGAAGACUCUUUACAUAUGUUUUGUUUUGCUCUUGUGAUAUUUGACAUUGAUAAUACAAAAUAUGAUAAAGAUUAUGCAUUCAAAAGCUUUUUCUAGAACAUUCAAACAAUCAAUAAUGGCGAUAAUUUCAACUCUAAAUUCAUUUCUGAAAUUAUUGAAUAAUUACAAUACAAGCCUAUAGUAAAUUUAUUGGAUUAAUCUAUUGAAGAAUUAUUAAGUACUAAAUUAAGUGUGUAUUGCAAUCCUGUAAACUUGAUUAAACAAAAACAAGUACCAUUUUAUUCAUAGUAUUUAGACUCAUAAUGUUAAUUGGAAAUUAUACUCAAUAGGAGAUGCUUAUCUACUCACUUCUGAUGGAUAUUUAAAGAUAUUUGAGAAAUCCAAUAGUUAAAUACAAAAAGUGAAUAAUGAAAUACUGAUAACAAGUAAAUAGAACAAAUAGUUGUUGUAUGUGAUUUGCAAGGAUGAAUAAACAUUCAUAUUUAAGUAGAAGAACAUGAAGUUUAAACUUACCAAUCUAAAUGAUACUUUUUGA
Paramecium octaurelia is the source of this 2026-nucleotide messenger RNA. Lineage: Eukaryota; Ciliophora; Oligohymenophorea; Peniculida; Parameciidae. The record is from the annotation of a GenBank genome assembly.